AUGAGUUCCUCAUCCUCAGACUCGCAUAACCCGCCAGCAGCGAAAUCGACGCCAGGCACAUUACACUACAUCCCACCCAAUCUCAGCGCCUUCGAACCGACCAAACCACUCGUCCGCUCCCUCAACAUCAACACGCUGCUAUGGGUCGGUGGCAUGUUCGACACUCUCCAUUCCGUCCAAUAUCCCUUCACCAUCGCCCAAUCGCUAGGUCCAACAUGGUCUGUCAUGACAGCUUCUCUAAGCUCAGCGGGCCACAGUUGGGGUGUAAGCAGCAUAGCAAAAGACGCCGAAGAGAUGGCCAAAUUUGUUGCCUAUCUGCGUGAAAGACGGCCUGGGGGGAAAGUAGUCAUCAUGGGUCACAGUACAGGUUGUCAGGAUUGUAUGGAAUAUCUCGUGGGCAAGAAUGCCAGUGCACGGCCAGCUGUUGAUGGAAUCAUUCUACAAGCGCCUGUCUCCGAUCGAGAAGCUUUGGAAGAUGAACUUCCACAGACCAUCAAGGAUGAGGCUGAUCAGCUCGCACUGAAAAUGUGUAGAGAGAAACACGGUGCGGAAUGCAUGCCGAGUCGUCUGUCGAAACCAGUCUUUGGACACAUGGGAAUCACUGCGAAGCGCUGGGUGGACGUCUCGAGCCCGGGGCCAGAUCAUACUGGUGCAGAUGACUAUUUCUCCAGCGAUUUGUCCGAGGAGAGGCUCAAGACUACUUUUGGGAAACUCCCCGCUAGCGCUCCGCUGUUGAUACUUUGUAGCGGCGCGGAUGAGUCUAUGCCAGAUAAGAUCGACAAGGAGAAGCUCGUCCAGAGGUGGAUGGAUGUGGUCAAGGCGUCGGGAGGCUGUGUUGAUGAGUCGAAUGGAGCGAAGCCUGUUGUAGGCGCCUCUCACAGUCUUAAUGACAGCUCCGAGGACGUGGUAGCUGAGCUCGUGGGCAGAGUUGUGCGAUUCAUUGCUCAAAUUGACAAUGGUGGCUUUCAGAGUAAUACAGGCGCUCGUACUUGA
Ramularia collo-cygni is the source of this 993-nucleotide messenger RNA. RefSeq names its product related to UPF0613 protein PB24D3.06c. Bases 1 to 993 code for a protein of 330 amino acids. The transcript has a single exon. NCBI's taxonomy places the organism in Eukaryota, Fungi, Ascomycota, Dothideomycetes, Mycosphaerellales, Mycosphaerellaceae. The record is from RefSeq and is a predicted model, not a curated record.